GCAACAGCCCGCAAUGUCGCACACUAUAAUCAAAUUAUUGUUAUUAGUCGCCGGUGUGGCUGUGUGUGUCAGUGUCACACAGGAUACACAUGAUGUAAGGGAAUCAAGGGUAGUGCAGACCGCACAGGGGCCCGUGAGGGGAUAUAAGAAGGAUGAUGUCUUCUAUUUUUACGGGAUCCCAUAUGCCACGGCGCCUACUGGAACGCGCAGAUUCACUGCACCGCUACCAGGACCAGUAUGGAUGAACCCACUUAAAGCAGUCAAUGAUAAGAUAAUUUGUCCACAAGGCAAAUUACCAAUGCUAGAUUUAUCUAAUUAUGACAUGCGCGAAGACUGUCUUGUGGCAAACAUCUAUAUGCCCGAUACAGAGGACACUAAUCUUCCUGUCGUGGUCUAUGUCCAUGGAGGAGGUUACCAUAUAGGAGCUGGAGCCAUUACGUCACCAAGCCCAUUAGUGCGCACCAAAAAAGUAAUAGCUGUCACUUUCAAUUAUCGCUUGGGAGCGCACGGAUUCCUCUGUCUGGGCACAGAUAAUGCUCCCGGUAACGCAGGCAUGAAAGACCAAGUAGCGCUGCUUCGAUGGGUACAGAAGAACAUCGCCAGCUUUGGGGGAAAUCCCAAUGAAGUCACUAUUGCUGGGUACAGCGCAGGCUCAUCAGCAGUGGACCUCCUGAUGCUCUCAGAAAUGACAACGGGUCUUUAUAAUAAAGUUAUACCCGAGAGCGGUGCAAGUGUAGCUGUAUGGAGCGUUCAACUUGAUCCUGUUCAGAAUGCAAAGGAUUUUGCUAAGCAGCUUAACUUCACUAACGCUGAUAAUAUCAAUAGUUUGGAAGAAUUCUACUCAACUCUAUCAUUUGAGGCUUUGACGUCGGAUAUUUUCUUCGAUAAGGAGGAUUCAAAUUUUUUGUUUUCACCUUGUGUUGAGCGUGACACCGGCGUUGAAAUGUUCCUUGAUGAUGCUCCAAUUAACAUUUUAAGACAAGGAAAAUACAGAAAAGUGCCUGUCCUGUAUGGAUUUGCAAAUAUGGAAGGUUUAUUUCGGGUUCCAUGGUUUGAACAAUGGAAAGAAUCAAUGAAUGAAAGAUUUUCAGACUUUUUGCCAGCUGAUUUGCAGUUUAAAAACAAGGAAGAAAAGGAGCGUAUUGCAAAACAUAUUAAAGAAUUUUAUUUUGGUGAUAAACGCAUAUCGGCUGAAAAUAUUCAAGGGUUUAUCGAUUACUUCUCUGAUGUCAUUUUUACAUUUCCUCAUUUGAGAUCAGUUAAGCUGCAAGUGGAGGCUGGUAGUGAUUCAAUAUACCUUUAUGAAUAUUCGUUCUUUAGGCCACAUCCCGAAAAUGCUGGUAUUCCAGAAUAUGUGAAAAAUAUCAAAGGAGCAGGUCAUUGUGCCCAGACUUUUACGGUACUGGAAUCUGGUGCAUUUGGCGUUAAUCUUGGUCCUGAGUCUGAUGAAUACAAGAAAAUGAAGAAUAUUAUGGUUGAACUUUGGGUUAACUUUAUCACUACAGGUAAACCAGUACCCGAGGGAUCAAAUCUCCCUUCUUGGCCCCCGGUUGGUGCUAACAGGUCUCCCUAUAUGUCUCUAGGAGAAGAGAUAAAGCUGAAAGGGCCUCUCUUGGAGGAACGUACACACUUUUGGGAGGACAUCUACGGGCGCUUCUACAGAUCUCCAGUGGCACCAUCCACGCGCAAACUUAGAAGUGAACUCUCACAGUCAGUGUCACGGCAACAGCCCGCCAUGCCGCACACCAUAAUCAAAUUAUUGUUAUUACUCGCCGGAGUAACAGUGUGUGUUACACAGGAUACACAGGACGCAAGGGAAUCAAGGGUAGUGCAGACCGCACAGGGGCCCGUGAGGGGAUAUAAGGAGGAUGAUAUCUUCUAUUUUUACGGGAUCCCGUAUGCCACGGCGCCUACUGGAACGCGCAGGUUCACCGCGCCGCUUCCAGGACCAAUAUGGAUGAAUCCACUUGAAGCAGUUAAUGAUAAGAUAAUUUGUCCCCAGGGCAAAUAUCCAAUGCUAGACUCAUCUCAUUUUGACAUGCGAGAAGACUGUCUUGUAGCAAACGUCUAUGUUCCUGAAACAGAAGAGACUAAUCUCCCUGUCGUAGUCUAUGUCCAUGGAGGAGCUUACCAAUUAGGAGCCGGAGUGCUUGGUUCACCAAGCCCAUUAGUCCGCACCAAAAAAGUAAUAGCUGUCACUUUCAACUAUCGCUUAGGAGCCCACGGAUUCCUCUGUCUGGGCACAGAAAAUGCUCCAGGUAACGCAGGCAUGAAAGACCAAGUCGCGCUGCUACGAUGGGUACAAAAGAACAUCGCCAACUUUGGAGGUAAUCCCAAUGAAGUCACUAUUGCUGGGUACAGCGCCGGCUCAUCAGCAGUGGACCUCUUGAUGCUCUCAGAUACGACCAAGGGUCUAUAUAAUAAAGUUAUACCCGAGAGCGGUGCAAGUGUAGCUGUAUGGAGCGUUCAACUGGAUCCUGUUCAGAAUGCAAAGGAUUUUGCUAAGCAGCUUAACUUCACUAACGUUGAUAAUAUCGAUAGUUUGGAAGAAUUCUACUCAACUUUGUCAUAUGAAGCUUUGACGUCAGAUGUCUUUCUUGAUAGGAAGGAUUCAAAUUUUUUGUUUUCCCCUUGUGUUGAGCGUGACACCGGCGUUGAAAUAUUCCUGGGUGACACUCCAAUAAAUAUUUUAACACAAGGAAAAUACAGAAAAGUACCAGUCCUGUAUGGAUUUGCCAACAUGGAAGGUUUAUUCCGGGCUCCAUUGUUUGAGCAGUGGCAAGAAUUAAUGAAUGAAAGAUUUUCAGAUUUUUUGCCAGCUGAUUUGCAGUUUAAAAACAAUGAAGAAAAGGAGAGUAUUGCAAGAGAUAUUAAAGAAUUUUAUUUUGGUGAUAAACGCAUAUCAGCUGAAACUAUUCAAGGGUUUAUCGAUUACUUCUCUGAUGUCAUAUUUGCAUUUCCCCAUUUGAGAUCAGUUAAGCUGCAAGUGGAGGCUGGCAGUGAUUCAAUAUACCUUUACGAAUAUACGUUCUUCAGGCCACAUCCCGAAAAUGCUGGUAUUCCAGAAUACGUGAAAAAUAUCAAAGGAGCAAGUCACUGUGCUCAAACUUUUACGAUACUGGAAUCCGGUGCAUUUGGCGUUGACGUUGGUCCCGAUUCUGAUGAAUACAAGAAAAUGAAGAAUAUUAUGGUUGAACUUUGGGUGAAUUUUAUCACUACAGAUAAACCAGUACCCGAAGGAUCAAAUCUCCCUCCUUGGCCCCCGGUUGGUGCUAACGGGUCUCCCUAUAUGUCUCUAGGAGAAGAGAUAAAGCUGAAAGGACCUCUCUUGGAGGAACGUACACGCUUUUGGGAGGACAUCUACGGACGCUUCUACAGAUCUCCAGUGGCACCAUCUCCACGCAAAGUUAGAAGCGAACUCGUAAUAUACAAGUUCGCAAUGCCGCACACUAUAUUCAAAUUAUUGUUAUUAGUCGCCGGUGUGACUGUGUGUGUCACACAGGAUACACAGGAUGUAAGGGAAUCAAGGGUAGUGCAGACCGCACAGGGGCCCGUGAGGGGAUAUAAGAAGGAUGAUAUCUUCUAUUUUUACGGGAUCCCGUAUGCCACGGCGCCUACUGGAACGCGCAGGUUCACCGCACCGCUUCCAGGACCAGUAUGGAUGAACACACUUGAAGCAAUCAAUGAUAAGAUACUUUGCCCUCAGGGCAAAGUUCGGAUGAGUAACUUCCCAUUAGAUUUUGUCAUGCGAGAAGACUGUCUUGUAGCAAACGUCUACGUACCUGAAACAGAAGAAACUAAUCUCCCUGUCGUGGUCUACGUGCAUGGGGGAGCUUACCAAUUCGGAGCCGGAGCGUUUGGCUCACCAAGCCCACUAGUGCGCACCAAAAAAGUAAUAGCUGUCACUUUCAACUAUCGCUUAGGAGUGCACGGAUUCCUCUGUCUCGGUACAGAAAAUGCUCCAGGUAACGCAGGCAUGAAAGACCAAGUCGCGCUACUUCGAUGGGUACAAAAAAACAUCGCUAGCUUUGGGGGAAAUCCCAAUGAAGUCACUAUUGCUGGGUACAGUGCAGGAUCAUCAGCAGUGGACCUCCUGAUGCUCUCAGAAACGACCAAGGGUCUAUAUAAUAAAGUUAUACCCGAGAGCGGUCCAAGUGUAGCUGUAUGGAGCGUUCAACUUGAUCCCGUUCAGAAUGCAAAGUAUUUUGCUAAGCAGCUUAAUUUCACUAACGUUGAUAAUAUCAAUAGUUUGGAAGAAUUCUACUCAACUUUGUCAUAUGAAGCUUUGAUGUCAGAUGAUUUCCUGGAUAGGAAGGAUUCAAAUUUUUUGUUUUCACCUUGUGUUGAACAUGAUACCGGCGUUGAAAUGUUCCUGGACGACACUCCAGUUAACAUUUUAACUCAAGGAAAAUACAGAAAAGUACCAGUCCUGUACGGAUUUGCCAAUAUGGAAGGUUUAUUCCGGGUUCCAUUGUUUGAGCAGUGGCAAGAAUUAAUGAAUGAAAGAUUUUCAGACUUUUUGCCAGCUGAUUUGCAGUUUAAAAACAACGAAGAAAAGGAGCGUAUUGCGAAAGAUACUAAGGAAUUUUAUUUUGGAGAUAAACGGAUAUCAGCUGAAACUAUUCAAGGGUUUAUCGAUUACUUCUCUGAUGUCAUAUUUGGGUUUCCUCAUUUGAGAUCAGUUAAGCUGCAAGUGGAGGCUGGUAGUGAUUCAAUAUACCUUUAUGAAUAUUCGUUCUUCAGGCCACAUCCCGAGAAUGCUGGUAUUCCAGAAUACGUGAAAAAUAUCAAAGGAGCAGGUCACUGUGCCCAGACUUCUACGGUAUUGGAAAUCGGUGCAUUUGGCGUUAAUCUUCCUGAUUCUGAUGAAUACAAGAAAAUGAAGAGUAUCAUGGUUGAACUUUGGGUGAACUUUAUCUCUACAGGUAAACCAGUACCCGAAGGAUCAAAUCUCCCUCCUUGGCCUCCGGUUGGUGCUAACAGUUCUCCCUAUAUGUCUCUAGGAGAAGAGAUAAAGCUUAAAGGGUCUCUCUUGGAGGAACGCACACUCUUUUGGGAAGACAUCUACGGCCGUUUCUACAAAUCUCCAAUGGCACCAUCUCCACGCAAAGAUAGAAGCGAACUUUAAGACGAAAAAUUUUUUCUAUAAUAAUUAUUUCCUAUUCUACUUCUUCUUCCAGUGCCAUCUCCUACCGGAGGUCAGCUAUCAUGAGGGCUAUACGAACUUACUUUAGACACAGCUGCGCGGAAUAAUGAGCGUGUGCUCUGUUUGAACCAUGUUCGGAGGUUUUUGAGCCAUGAGCUACGUCUU
Cydia fagiglandana is the source of this 5311-nucleotide messenger RNA. RefSeq lists its product as uncharacterized. The coding region runs from base 14 to 5128 and encodes 1704 amino acids. The record is from RefSeq and is a predicted model, not a curated record. The transcript has 9 exons. NCBI's taxonomy places the organism in Eukaryota, Metazoa, Arthropoda, Insecta, Lepidoptera, Tortricidae.